Messenger RNA from Schistosoma guineensis, 3594 nucleotides. The record is from the annotation of a GenBank genome assembly. Lineage: Eukaryota; Metazoa; Platyhelminthes; Trematoda; Strigeidida; Schistosomatidae.
AUGCGGAAAUCUGACAGAACAUCAGUCCUGAUGUAUCGCCGAGUGCAAUCUCAGCCUGGUAUGGUAGCCAGAUAUAGACCACUUGUAGCCAAUGUGAACAGCAGUAAAAAACGCUUUUCUGAUACGUCUUGUGAUACUCGAUUAAACUCAGUGCCACUAAAAGGCAAAAUUUUUUCACGUCAGGUUAGUCAACGUGGCACAGACCAGCCAUCUCAAAAUUUGUCUGUGGCAAAGAAGAGUGGUUCAUCAUCAGUACACACAAAACCCGGGCCUUUCGAUUGGGCACAUUAUCUUAGAGAAAUUGAUGCAGAUCCUGUCCAGUCUUCUCUCUUUUUUCAUGUUCCGUUUGAAGUUCAGGUCCCAUCACCAUCAAUUCUUCCUGGACAAAAUGUAGCCCCUGAGGGAAAUUUCAAGCCUGGUCAGUAUUUAGAGGGUAUUGAUCCUCACAAUGAAAGCUUAAUUUGUGUUCUCUGCGUUUCUGAAUUGAUAGGACGGCGUGUCAAGCUUCAUUUUGCUAGUUACCCGGAGAAGUAUGACUUCUGGACGACAAUAGACUCUCCUUUUUUGUUUCCUGUUGGAUGGUGUGCACAUAACAACCGUCAACUUCAACCCCCCAAGGAAUAUCUCGAAGAAUCUUAUCAUCCAUUUAAUUGGACAAGCUUUUUGGCUAAACUUGGAGCCAAACCAGUUCCUCGCCAUUCAUUUAAAGUACCAUGGGAUUCUCCUGUUGAUGCAUCUCCACCGCAUAUGUUUGCUGUUGGACUUAAACUUGAGGCUAUAGAUAAACGGAAUCCCUCUUUGGCUUGCGUUGCCACUAUAAAAGACUGUAUCGGUGAUUAUAUAUUGAUUCAUUUUGAUGGUUGGGACUCAGGGUUUGAUCAGUGGGCUCACAUAUCGUCUGAGCUUUUACGUCCUGUUGGGUAUUGCGAGGAUCAUGAACAAGUUUUAUCAAUCCCCAGUGAUUGGAGCAACCGUCGUAAUGGCUUUAGUUGGAAACUUUACCUGAAAGAGACAAAUUCAAAGCCUGUACCUAAAGAAGCAUUUGAUGAGAUAACCAAAUUCGCUAAAUCAUCCCAACAGUUUCUAAUAAACCAACGUCUAGAGGCUGUGGAUAAACGGUGCCCUUCAUUGGUUCGCGUUGCCAAUGUUGUAGAUAACACCCCUCCUGGAUUUCUCACCCUAGGAUAUGAUGGUUGGCCUGAUAAAUACAACAUACGUAUAGAGGUGUCGUCCCUUGAUUUAUUUCCUGUUGGUUAUUGUCAUGCUUCUGGACAUCCUCUACAAGUCCCACCGGGAUAUGAUUCUGAAUUGGAUUUAAAUGGAAAUUUAAUGGACUCAUAUUCUAAUUCUUCUGCCAGUUCACUUAGCUGUAGUGGGACUGCCAACCCAUUUGGUGGGUGCCCAACUCCCGGUUGCAAAGGCUACGGGCAUAUCAAAGGACCUCGAUAUUUUUCCCAUCAGCGCAUUUCGGGAUGCCCAUAUGCUGAUAGUAAUCUUAAGAAAGAUGCUAUUAGAGCACACGAACGUCUAAGUUCAACUAAUAUAUUAACGUCCAGUUCUCCUUUUUCUGUUGAUUCAGAAAACCCCGAUUCUAGUGCUACAAUGGCCUCGGUUUCUGCUUACAAUCCUCCUAAUCGUAACUCAGGUCAACGUCUUUCGCCGGAUUCUACUGUCAAAAGUGAAUUCUCUUCAAAUAACACACCCACUGUUGUUACAUCUUAUUCUCUCAUAGCAUGUCCAUAUUUAGAUACCAAAGUUCCAGACUCUGUAUCAGGUAAUUCAGUUACACUGCAAUUUUCUAUUGCGGAUAGCGUUGUCACAACUUCACCUGGUUUUUCACCUGUGAUAAGCAACCUCCAUUCAACCAGUAGCCCAGCUGUUUCUGUCCAGAGUUCACUCCCAAAUGAAUCCCCUCAAUCUAAUGUGUUGCCUUUAAACUUAACACUUGAAAAGUUGCCUGGUUUCUCACCUAAAGAAGUGCCUUUAAGAACUGAAAUUUCAAACUCCUUUUCUCCAGCAAUCGCUAUUGGUGCCGUGCCUCAAUGUGAAAACUCAAAUUUAUCUUCUGAAAUCGCAGCCAAUGUAAUAGUCUUAUCAAAUGAAUCCUCUAUUAAUGUUGCGUCUUCAAGCACAAAAUCAAACAUGAAUUCUAAUGACUCAGUUAGACCACAGAAAUUAAGCAAAUUAGAACCUAACCCGGACAGCGUGUCUCCUUCUAACCUUCUGUCUCAUACUGCUGACCAAUCUGAUGAAUAUACAAAGAAUCUUGGCAUAUCCCCUAUACCUAUUAAACGUAAACGAGGUCGGCCUAGGAAAUACACUUCUGUACAUGUUCUCCAUCCAUCCUUACAACAGUCACGUCCUGUUCAUUUCACUUCCUUGACAUCUCUACCACAAUCAUAUACUACGUCUACUGGACGACACUCAUAUCCAGCUAGUGUAUCAACUCAACAUCAUACUCUUUCAUCUGCUGCAGUUCCGAUUUCUUCGUUAUCGAUUACAUCUACAUUGUCACUUUGUAGCAGUAUGAAUGUAACUACCAGUUCUCACCCACCAACGGAUUGUCAAAGUGAUAGUUACCUCCCCCAUAAUAUGGAAUCUAAUAACCUCAAAAACAUCGAUGUACUUAAGUCUGUCACAUGCAGUUCAGAACCAAGUCCCGCUGACAGUGUUUUAACUAAUGCUUGCAUCAAUACUAACAUGGGUUACAUGGAUGUAGACCGCUUAGGAUCAUCUGGUUAUGAAAUUCCUGGGCAGCACACUUCUACCUUAGCUGCAAUAAAUGAUCCGACUACGGGCUAUCCUAUACAUGCCAGGUUGACUCAAGAAAUCACUCCUGUUGACCUGUGUUCUAAUCGCACUCAGCACCUAACGGUUAUGAAUACCUCAGGUAUGAUCAUCAACGCUAGUAACAGUCUUCCUCCUCAAUCUUUGAUCGAGACAUCAAAUACUGGAUGGUAUCCUGAUGUGACUAACGGGUCAUUCAUGCCUCCUUUAUGUCCUAAUCCUGUCUUGUCUUCUCCAUUCUAUAUUGAUACAGCAAGGUCAUCAUGUCUAUUACCAUCUUUUGAUCUAUCCUCUUCAAGUUAUAUAAAUGCUACCGUCAGUAGCUUGAAUAAUCCCUCGUUGAGGGACUUUGAUUUAAUGGGUCGUUUAUUACCACAGGCAGGGGCGGCUAUCCGUGCAGCCAAAGUUGCUGGCCUUCCUGGACCUCAUUCGUGGAAUCCAAAUGUUGUAGCUAAUUUCAUUUCUACACUGCCAGGAUGCAAGCAAUUCGCUUGUAAAUUCAUUGAAAAUGAAAUAGAUGGAGCUGCUUUAUUGUGCCUUGAACAACACGAUCUGAUGCAUGUAUUAGGUAUGAAACUGGGUCCUGCUGUAAAAGUAUCUACUGCUAUUCAAGCUUUACGUAAAAGCCUACUUGCAACGCCAAUUUCAGAACUUGGUCCAGAGCAUGCAAAUGCAGUCGCUGCAGCUGUAUCAUGUUUUACUAACAGUUUGUCGUCACAGGUUGGUAUCGGUUCAUCUGUUACUAGUGAUUCGCAAUCUGUAGUGAACGGUUCCAGUGUAGACACUUCAUCAUCUAAUACCGGGUGA